Messenger RNA from Hemiscyllium ocellatum (epaulette shark), 2783 nucleotides. Its product is annotated as neuronal PAS domain-containing protein 3. Gene Ontology annotation, biological process: regulation of transcription by RNA polymerase II. The record is from RefSeq and is a predicted model, not a curated record. Lineage: Eukaryota; Metazoa; Chordata; Chondrichthyes; Orectolobiformes; Hemiscylliidae. Bases 12 to 2783 code for a protein of 923 amino acids. Gene Ontology annotation, molecular function: RNA polymerase II transcription regulatory region sequence-specific DNA binding; protein dimerization activity; DNA-binding transcription factor activity, RNA polymerase II-specific. The transcript has 12 exons.
CUAGCGCGGGGAUGAUUAGGAUUUUCCCGGAUUUCAGUGUACAAGUAACGGCAGCAACUGGUGGAGGCGGUGGUGCGGUUACUGCUGCACCUGGUGUAGGGAGAACUGCUGCUAAUGGGACACCCCAGAACGUAGGGCUGACAUCGUACCAACAACGAGGACCUUCAUUCUGCUACCAAGCUUCAGUCAUGCCAAGUUUACAAGCCUUGCGAAAGGAGAAAUCUCGAGAUGCUGCUCGAUCACGCCGUGGAAAAGAAAACUUUGAGUUCUAUGAGUUGGCAAAAUUAUUGCCUCUCCCUGCAGCCAUCACAAGCCAAUUAGAUAAAGCAUCAAUAAUUCGCCUCACCAUUAGUUACUUGAAAAUGAGGGACUUUGCAAAUCUAGGUGACCCCCCCUGGAAUUUGAGAAUGGAGGGUCCCCCACCUAACACAUCUGUGAAAGCUUUAGGAACACAGCGCAGAAGAAGUCCAAGCUCCGUGGCCAUUAAUGUGUUUGAACAGAAUUUGGGAAGCCAUAUUCUUCAGUCUCUGGAUGGAUUUGUAUUUGCAUUAAAUCAAGAAGGAAAAUUUUUAUACAUCUCUGAAACUGUCUCCAUAUAUUUGGGUCUGUCACAGGUGGAACUGACAGGCAGCAGUGUGUUUGAUUAUGUCCACCCUGGAGACCAUGUGGAGAUGGCAGAGCAGCUGGGCAUGAAACUUCCCCCAGGGCGAGGCAUUCUCUCACAGGGUACCGCAGAGGAUGGAGCCAGCUCAGCAUCUUCGUCCUCACAGUCUGAGACCCCUGAGCCAGUAGAAUCCACUAGCCCAACUUUGCUGACUAUUGACAAUAGCUUGGAGCGAUCAUUUUUUAUAAGAAUGAAGUCAACACUGACAAAGAGAGGAGUUCAUAUCAAAUCAUCGGGCUAUAAGGUCAUUCAUAUAACUGGACGGUUACGGUUGAGAGUAUCUCUUUCACAUGGACGUGUGCUGCCUACUCAAAUUAUAGGUCUAGUCGUUGUGGCUCAUGCUUUGCCGCCUCCCACUAUUAAUGAAGUCAGGAUUGACUGUCAAAUGUUUGUCACCAGAGUAAAUAUGGACCUCAAUAUUGUUUACUGUGAAAAUCGGAUUAGUGACUAUAUGGAUCUAACUCCUGUAGAUAUUGUGGGCAAACGAUGCUAUUACUUCAUUCAUGCUGAGGAUGUUGAAGGGAUCAGGCACAGCCACUUGGAUUUAUUGAAUAAAGGCCAAUGUGUAACUAAGUACUAUCGCUGGCUGCAGAAAAAUGGAGGCUAUAUUUGGAUUCAGUCCAGUGCCACUAUUGCAUUCAAUGCAAAAAAUGCCACUGAAAAAAAUGUCAUCUGGGUCAAUUAUGUUCUCAGUGAUUUUGAGUAUAAGGAUGUCCCAAUGGAUAUUGCACAGCUUCCUAAUCUUCCUGAGAAAACCUCUGAAUCUUCCGAGACUUCUGAUUCUGAAUCUGAUUCAAAAGAAAACUCAGAUGACAAUGAGAAUUCCAAGUCAGAUGAGAAGGGCAACCAGUCUGAAAACAGUGAUGAUCCAGAGCCAGACAGGAAGAAGCAGUCUGGGAACCACUCAGAUCAUGAAAUGAACUGCAAUGAUGAUGACAAUAGCUCUAGCAACCAGGACAGCAGGGACAGCGAUGAUAGCUUUGAAAAUUCAGACUUUGAGAGUCAGAAAGCAGCUGAGGACAGUUUUGGCACUUUUGGUUCUAUGCAGAUCAAAGUAGAACGAUAUGCAGGCAGCGAAUCGGAGAUGCAGUUGCCAAACCGUGAAUCAGUGACCUCAGACAGUGCCAAGGAUUCAGAUAGUGCAGGAGAAGUGACCAUCCAGUCUUCCAGCAAGCACCAGAAGAGAAAGAAGAGGAGAAAAAAACAAAAAGGAGGCAGUGUUACACGUAGAAGGCUGUCAAGUGCUUCGAGCCCGAGUGGACUUGACUCAAACAUAGUAGACCAGCCUCAACUGCUGUCCUCACCAAACAGUGCCUCUGUGCUUAAAAUUAAAACAGAAAUAACAGAACCUAUAAAUUUUGAUAAUGAUAGCAGUAUUUGGAAUUACCCUCCUAAUAGAGAGAUCUCAAGGAAUGAAUCCCCUUAUAGCAUGACCAAGCCCCCGAGCUCUGAGCACUUCCCCUCUCCACAGGCCAACACUAGUUUACAUGUCACUAUUCCAGACUCUGUACUUACCCCGCCAGGGACUGAAAAUACUGCCAAUCGUAAAACUCAGUUUAGCACCUCAUCCAACACUACCUUAGUUCCUGUCACAGAUCCUCUGUCUCCUCCUCUGUCAACCUCCCCACGAGACAAGCAUCUCAGCAGCACCAGUACCACUAGUUCUGUGCUUUACACCAGUGACCUAGAAACGCUGCAGAGGUUACAGGCUGGUAAUGUGGUGCUUCCCCUAGUUCAUAGGGUAACAGGAACUCUAGCUGCCACCAGCACUACUCCUCAGAGGGUCUAUACUACUGGCACCAUUCGGUAUGCCCCAGCUGAGGUGACCUUUGCCAUGCAGGGCAACUUGCUGCCUAACACUCAUGCUGUCAACUUUGUUGAUGUUAACAGUUCUAGUUUUGGGUUAGAGCCCAAGACACCUAUGGAAAUGCUUUAUCACCAUGUACAUCGAAUUAACAUGUCAGGGCCAUUCGGGAGCACUGUGAGUGGGGCCAGUCUGGCCCAAAUGCCUGCAGGGAAUGUGUUCACAACAGCAGAGGGACUCUUUUCCACACUUCCGUUUCCUGUGUAUAGUAAUGGCGUUCACACCACACAAUCAUUGGAACGUAAAGAGGAUUAA